UCAUGUAUUCUCGGAAAAGUGCAGCUUCUUCAGUGGCAUACAAACCGGUGUCGCAAAUAACCGGCAGUACAUCGGAAGUGCAGAGUGGAUACACAGAGCAACAGCAGAAACUUUAUACGCAAUACAUGACCCAGUUAAGAGUAGAGUUUGAGGAACGAUGGUGCAAAAAACCCACAUUCAACAUGUGCUUUGAAGACCUAGAACAAAUAAAAACGCUGGGCACGGGUGCUUUUGGUAGAGUAGUGCUAUUAAAGCACUCUAAAAGUUACAGGUUUUAUGCGAUGAAAGUCCUUGACAAAGAGAAAAUAGUCAAAAUGAAACAAGUGGAACAUUCUUUGAACGAAAAACGGAUACUGGAGGCUAUACGCUUCCCGUUCACUGUAUCGAUGGAAUUCAGCCACAAGGAUAACAGUUAUAUUUAUUUCGUUAUGCCUUUUGUGCCUGGAGGAGAAAUGUUUAUGCAUCUGAGACAGAUGCACAAGUUUGAGGAGCCUUUAGCGAAGUUUUAUGCCAGCCAAGUGAUCUUAGCACUGGAGUAUCUGCACUUCUGCAAUCUUAUCUACCGCGAUUUGAAGCCUGAAAACAUAAUGAUAGACAGAACAGGCUACUUAAAAAUAACAGACUUUGGAUUCUGUAAGCAAGUGCAUGGCAGAACCUGGACUCUGUGCGGUACACCUGAAUAUUUAGCACCUGAAUUGAUCUUGAGUAAAGGCUACGGCGCGUCGGUAGACUGGUGGUCUUUCGGCGUUUUGUUAUUCGAAAUGAAUUCAGGAUAUCCUCCAUUUUAUGCGAGCGACCCGAUGAAGACAUACGAAAAGAUUGUCUCCGGAAAAUACAGAUGCCCAUCGAGUUUUAAUUCUAGUCUAAGAGAUUUGAUCCGAAAUACGUUGCAGGUUGAUAUAACAAAAAGAUUCGGAAUGAUGAGGAAUGGUGUGCUGGAUUUCAAAAAUCACGCUUGGUUUAAGGGAAUAGAAUGGGACUCCAUUUUGAAUUGUCGAACACCGCCUCCGUUUAUACCAAAGUAUAAGACUCCGGGAGAUACGAGCAAUUUUGAUCGUUACGAAGAAGAGCCGAUAAUUCCUGCUAGGACGUGCCGCUAUGAGUCGCAGUUUAUUGAUUUUUAGUGUAACAGUAAAUAAAUUCACACUG
Molecule: messenger RNA, 1149 nt
Organism: Leguminivora glycinivorella
Lineage: Eukaryota; Metazoa; Arthropoda; Insecta; Lepidoptera; Tortricidae
Product: cAMP-dependent protein kinase catalytic subunit 1-like
Exons: 1
Coding region: 3-1124 (373 amino acids)
Biological process (GO): peptidyl-serine phosphorylation
Cellular component (GO): cAMP-dependent protein kinase complex; nucleus
Molecular function (GO): cAMP-dependent protein kinase activity; ATP binding
Source: RefSeq, a predicted model, not a curated record